UCAACAUGGCAGCAAGUGCUAGUCUGACACAGAAAGGAAUAGUCCUGUUUUUAUUAGGAAUUGUCCUCGGAUUCUUAAUGACAUUUUUAUUUUCUAAUCAAUUUGAUCUCAGAAAUCAUAUCCGGCAAGUACCAAGUGGUGUUUUUAUUCCUAAUAGUCCACACAGCCACGGAGAGAUGGACCAUCUCAAAGGUCCAGACGAAUCUGUUGACUGGUCCGAAGCUCAUUUCCACAGUCAUGCAGAAGAGUCGAGCAAGAUUGCAAAGGAGUUAGAAAAGGACGUGCGUGUUCUUUGUUGGGUUAUGACAAAUCCAAGUAAUCAUCAAUCAAAAGCCAAGCACGUGAAAGCCACAUGGGGCAAAAGAUGCACUAAACUUAUAUUUAUGAGUUCAUCAGAAGACCGACAUCUCCCUGCAGUAGCUUUACCAGUGCAUGAAGGGCGUGACAAUCUAUGGGCAAAAACAAAAGAAGCAUUCAAAUAUUUGUACAAAAAUCAUUUGAACGAUUAUGAUUGGUUUAUAAAAGCAGAUGAUGAUACCUAUGUUAUUGUUGAAAAUUUGCGUUAUUUUUUACAUGAUAAAAACCCAAAGUCUCCUGUUUAUUAUGGCCGUAGGUUUAAACCCUAUGUUAAACAAGGCUAUAUGAGUGGAGGGGCUGGAUAUGUUCUAAGCAGAGAAGCAACAAAAAUUUUUGUGGAGAAGGGUAUAAAUAUUCCUGGCACAUGUAGAGCUGAUGCUGGUGGGGCAGAAGAUUUAGAAAUAGGACGGUGUCUAGAAAAAAUUGGUGUAAAAGCAGAGGAUAGUAGAGAUGAAUCAGGAGGAGAAAGAUUUAUGCCGUUUAUACCAGAACAUCACUUGAUUCCUGGAAUUCUACCUAAAGAUAUGUGGUACUGGAAUUACAAUUAUUACCCUGCAAAACAGGGACCAAGCUGUUGCAGUGAUUUUGCUAUCACCUUUCAUUAUGUUCCACCCAAUAUGAUGUAUGUGUUGGAAUAUCUAGUUUAUCACCUGAAACCUUAUGGUUAUGGGCAGGUUUACACCAAAGUACAGCAAUGCGAUAACAAAAAUACUGAUGACAGCAAAACAUUGACUACAUCAAACCCAGAAAAUGAUGUGAAAGUAAAGAAUAUAGAUAGUGUUUUAGAUAAAACAGAGAGUUUUCAAAAUAAAGAGAAUAAAGACAGUAAUAAUAAUCAAGGAACUGCUGAAGAAAAAGUAAAGCAACCCUCAUGAUAAGUACCGGUGCUGUCACUGCUGUCAUAUGUCAACUGUUUUCAUUUCCCAUUUUCAUGUUUGUGCAGCUGUAAUUAUAAUACUGUUAAGAAUCAAUACAACUUACUCAGUAUUUUUUUCCACUUCAAUAUUAUAUAUCAAUUCUAUAUGAAGACUGUAUGCUGAUGUGUUUUCACAUAUUUUUUUUAUAUUAUUAAUUGAAUGUUUUUAAAAAUUUGUGAUUCCUUAAAACUUGAUCACAUCAUCAUGAACAUUUGUAUUUACUCAGUUUGCACGCCAAUACUGUUGUGUCGAGCUUUUUGUAGGUCAAAAACAGAAUAUUGUACAGCGCAUAUAGCAUGUUACUCAGAAUACAUUCUAGAAAUCCCCAAUUUUACAUUGAUCAUGCAAUAGUGUUGUUGAUUAAUAAGAUAACAAUUGUAGCCUUUGGUUGAGGUCAAUACGAUGUUAUAUCAACCAAGAGAAGCAUAUCGACUUUGGACUUCGUCCUCAGUCCACAUGCUUCUCUUAGCUAUAGGUUGAUAUAACCUCGUAUCGACCUCAUACAAAGGCUAUAAUUGUAUAACGGUACUUUUAACCAAAUUUCCACCUUCUAAUUUAGAUUUAAAAGAUUUGUCCCUCCAUUUUGUAACCAAUUUUUUGUAAAUAAUUAAUAAUAAAAAUGUGUAAACAAGAAGGAUAAACUUUCAAUAAACAGACAGCUACAGACAUCAAACAGGUAUAAAAAGUACAAGGGAAUAUUUGUAAGCAAACACUAUUUUAUAUAAGCAAAAUAUUGUUUAAUUGAAUAUAAGAUUUGGUAUGCAGUUUUAUUACUGUAAGAUGUAUAGAGACCAUUGUUACUUUGAAGGUACAAAGCAAACUUGGUAAAAGUAAAUUUAUUAAAAAGCUAUGAUUUA
Molecule: messenger RNA, 2131 nt
Organism: Mytilus californianus (California mussel)
Lineage: Eukaryota; Metazoa; Mollusca; Bivalvia; Mytilida; Mytilidae
Product: glycoprotein-N-acetylgalactosamine 3-beta-galactosyltransferase 1-like
Exons: 3
Coding region: 6-1232 (408 amino acids)
Cellular component (GO): membrane
Molecular function (GO): N-acetylgalactosaminide beta-1,3-galactosyltransferase activity
Source: RefSeq, a predicted model, not a curated record